Molecule: messenger RNA, 6869 nt
Organism: Pezoporus occidentalis (night parrot)
Lineage: Eukaryota; Metazoa; Chordata; Aves; Psittaciformes; Psittacidae
Gene: ELFN2
Product: extracellular leucine rich repeat and fibronectin type III domain containing 2
Exons: 1
Coding region: 359-2785 (808 amino acids)
Cellular component (GO): plasma membrane
Molecular function (GO): protein binding
Source: RefSeq, a predicted model, not a curated record
GUGGAAAACGUGGGCAAGUCAUUCAUGAGCAUCAAAGAAGAUUCGUUACCCUCGGUCUGAAUUUUUGUUUAGAAAAGCACAAGGUAGUUCCCUUUCAGACCAAUUAUUCACGGUCACAGCUCUUGCGUGUGCUGGAAGCAGAUUGCAUGUGUUCUCGCUGCUCCAUGCUCCUGGCUUGACCCAGAGGGCAAGAAGAAACAAUGGUGACAACACACACAAAGACUGGGGUGCUCAUGCCCUUCAAUUGCUAAAGCCCAGUUACUGCCCCUUUCUCUUCCCCCAGGCCCUUAGUUUCCUUUUGCUGUGAUCCUGACAUUUGGGGUUGUUUUCUGUUGUGGCUUUUUUUUUUCCCAUCCUGAUGAGGGCACCACUGCAGACCAUGAUGUGCCUGGGGUUGUGGGCAGCUGCCCUGCUCUGCUUGUUUUCCCCCGGCACUGUGCGAGGCGAUUGCUGGCUGAUUGAGGGGGACAAAGGUUAUGUGUGGCUGGCCAUCUGCAGCCAGAACCAGCCCCCAUAUGAGACCAUCCCCCAGCACAUCAACAGCACGGUGCACGACUUGCGUCUGAACGAGAAUAAGCUCAAAGUGGUGCUGUACUCAUCUCUCAACCGCUUCGGCAACCUGACUGAUCUGAACCUGACCAAGAAUGAGAUCUCUUACAUUGAGGAUGGGGCUUUCAUGGGCCAGUCGAACCUCCAGGUCUUACAGCUGGGCUACAACAAACUCACCAACCUGACAGAGGGUAUGUUGCGGGGCAUGGCGCGUCUACAGUUCCUCUUUGUGCAGCACAACCUUAUUGAGCUGGUCACCCCUACUGCCUUCUCUGAGUGCCCCAGCUUGAUUAGCAUUGACCUGUCUUCUAACCGUCUGAGUCGCCUGGAGGGGAACACUUUCACCAGUUUGAGCAAUUUGAUGGUGUGCGAGCUGGCUGGCAACCCCUUCAACUGCGACUGUAGCCUCUACAGCUUUCUUAACUGGCUGGCGGUCUUCAACAAUGUCACCAAGAACUAUGACCGGCUCCAAUGUGAGAGUCCACGGGAGUUUGCUGGGUACCCACUCCUGGUGCCUAGGCCUCACCACAACCGCAACGCCAUCACCAUCUUCCAGUCCAUGUGCAGAGGUGGCACAAUUCCCUCCCUCUCCAGGGUCAACCCCACCCCUUAUACCCCUGACUCCCAGAGAGACCUGGAUGAGGGCUCAGCCAUCAGCCCUGGGGACUUCCUCUCAGUCAAGCCUCCAGCUUCCUCCACCACUGACUCCUCCUUCAGUCCCAGCAUCAAGCUCCAUGAUGUCACCAUCACCUCAGCUAUCCUGAUGGUAACCAUCCCCAUGCCCUACAGUAAGAUGUAUGUGCUGGUCCAAUACAACAACAGCUACGUUUCUGACAUAGCAACACUGAAGAGCAAGAAGGAAUACGUCACUGUCAACAAGUUGAAGGCCCACACUGAUUAUACUUUCUGUGUGGCCUCCAUCCGCAACAACAGGCGCUACAACCACACUUGCCUGACCUUUGCAACCCGAAGUAAAGGCAGGGAGGACCCUAUUUCCAGUACUUCCACCACCACCCACUAUAUCAUGACCACCCUGGGUUGCCUUUUUGGGAUGGUCAUUGUCCUGGGGGUGGUGUACUACUGCCUGCGGAAGCGGAGGAUGCAGGAGGAGAAACAGAAAUCCCUCAAUGUCAAAAAGACCAUUCUGGAAAUGCGUUAUGGAUCAGAUAUUGAUACUAGUACCAUGGUCCAUCCUUCCCAGAAGCUGGGUGAGCCACCAGUCAUCCCUGUCUCACGGAUGUCUUCCAUCCCUUCCAUGAUUGGGGAGAAGUUGCCCCCAUCAAAGUCAAUAGACACUGGGAUGGAGACUCCUAAAGUCACCACUAAAGGUAACUACAUUGAGGUGCGGACUGGUGGUGGGGACGGGCUGGAGCGAACGCAGCGGGAUGAGGACCUGAGGGAGCUUGAUAAUGGGCAAGGCUCAGCUGCUGAGAUCUCUACUAUAGCAAAGGAGGUAGACAAGGUCAACCAGAUCAUCAACAACUGCAUUGAUGCCCUCAAGCUGGACACAGCCUCCUUCCUGGGUGGUGGAACUGGUGUUGACUCAGACAUGGCCUUUGAGUGCCAGUCCAUCCCAGCUGGUUCCUCGGGUGGGCUAGAGCGGCCUAGCUUUCUUUCCCCACCCUACAAGGAAAGCUCCCACCACCCUUUGCAGCGCCAGCUCAGUGCUGAUGCUGCCGUGGCCAGAAAGACCUGCAGCGUCUCCUCUAGUGGCUCCAUCAAGAGCGCCAAGGUCUUCAGCUUGGAUGUGCCUGACCACCCACCACUCAGCAAGUCUGACUCCAAAUACAUUGAGAAGGGCAGUCCGCUCAACAGCCCUUUGGAUCGUCUUCCCUUGGUGUCCCCAGGCGCCAUCCACCACUUGGAGGUCAAGCCUUCUUACCAUUGCAGUGAGCACCGUCACUCCUUCCCGGCCCUAUACUAUGAGGAAAGCGCUGACACCUUGAGCCAGAGGGUGUCAUUCCUCAAGCCACUCUCCCGGUCCAAGCGAGACUCCACGUACUCCCAGCUCUCCCCCAGACACUACUUCUCAGGCUACUCCUCCAGCCCUGAGUACUCAUCAGAGAGCACCCACAAGAUCUGGGAGCGAUUCCGGCCUUACAAGAAGCACCACAGGGAGGAGGUUUACAUGGCAGCUGGGCAUGCCCUGCGGAAGAAAGUUCAGUUUGCCAAGGAUGAGGAUCUGCAUGACAUCCUGGAUUACUGGAAAGGAGUCUCUGCUCAGCAGAAGCUGUGACUCUCCCUUGCUCUUUCCAAGGAAACGAUACAAAACAAGACCCCCACCCCCAAACAACCAGAAAAAAAAAAAAAAAAAGCCACUUGACUGUGAAAAAUAAACCACCAACAAAAUACUCCUGAAAAUACAAAACUGACAAAAUUGUUUCUUAAAGUUUACAACAGCAGCAGAAAACUCUCACACACACUGACUCACACAGACACACACACAAGCCGAAUUGUCUCUACUGUGUUACGGGGACCAUUGUUCUGCUUGCGAUGGUUGGGAGGAGCGUCCUGCUCUGACACUGUGGUAACAGCACUGGAGUGUGGAUGGGUGGGAAUGACCCGGGAUGGGGUGGCAGCGGUGGCAAAGAAAGGGCAGGGAUGGACACUCACUGGGCAUGAAACUCAGCUGUGAACUAUUGCUCUUUCUGUUCCUAUUGAGGGAUGGUUUUCCUUUUGGGUGGGAGGAAGGGAUUUGGUUUAGAAAGCUUCUCUGCCUUCCUGAUACACCUGCUUUUCCAAAUCUUCCAUCACUAAUUUUUCCCUCAUUUCCUUUGGCAGUGGAGUCUUUUCUUUCCCUCCUGUCCCCUUCCAAGAUAGAUGGGAUUUGUUGGAAGACAUUCUCUCGCUUCUUUUCCUUUGCCCUUCCUUACCCUUCUCUGCUUAAGGGUCCUUAGGCUCACCCUUUCAGUCUAGAUACUUUGUAAACCUUCAUCCUCCUCAGACAAAGAGAGGAGGUGUGAAAGACCAAGGGAGGUAGGACCUGCCAUACAACACACUCUGCCCUUGCUGCUCUUCCUCCUUCCCUUCUCCCCAAACCAUGUUGUUGCUGAUGAGCACCAGCAGUUCUGGAGUGAUGGGCAUUCUCCAGACUUCUCAGAGACAGUUUUCUGCCAUUUGGUGGCAGGGAAUGAAUGUGUUCUUUGGUAUGGCAAGCCAGGUCCUUAAGGAGUGGUGGAGGAAAAGGCAGGAAGGUCUGGUCUCUCAGAGGUGUAAAGGAUUCCCAUCUUUUCAUGAAUGUCACAGGUCAGAGGUUGCCCUCACCAUACACACCUAUGCUCAGGCAAAACUACUGCUACCUUGUAGGUUUGAUACUCUCUGUUCAUAUCUCCCUUACUAUGAGGAAGGCACCUGGAGAGGAACUCAGCAGAACAAGUUCUACAUGAACCUUCUGCAGCUCUUCCCACCUGACUUGCACCCAACCGGCUUCCUCUUGAAUAAGUCAUGGACAUUCUGGCAUGGGUAGGAAAUAGCCUAGGAUUGAGGCAGGAGCACAGGAAACAAAAGGGAUGUGAGCAUGGGACCUGGGAAUAGCUCAAGAGGGAUGGCUCCUAAAGAAACUCCCUUUGUAUGUGCAGCCAUGUGGUGUGUACUGGGAUAGAAGAGCAUACCAGCCUCUGGAUGACAGUGUCCUUUUGAAUAUUUAGAGGGCCUCAUGAGAGUCAGAGCAACAUAUCACCUCCUAAAUCUUCCACCUCCUCACAUUUAGCCAUGACAAGCUUUACUUACGGAUCCUUUCAUGCCUUGGCAAAACCCCAGUUUCACUUGCUAGGUCCCAACCUCUGUUCCUUGGGUAGAAGAUCUGCCACAGAGCUGGGAAUGAGCCUGCUGCCCUCUUCACAUUAUCCCAUUUCUGAGCAGCCCAACAAAGCAUAAUCUUGGCACCAUCUCCCCCAAAGUUUUCUUGUCAGGCAGGGGUGCUGCCUGCUGAGUGCAUCUUUGUGCAGCACAGUGGUCCUCCUCUGCAUGAGCUGCACACCCCAAAUCUUGACAAUUGUUUGCCUCUAUCAGGAUGGGGGUGAGGGCCUGUGUUGUGUUGGUCUUUCCUAAGUGGAUAUUUCCUUUUUGAGGUAUUCCUGAGAAGCUCCAGUUUUCUGGGAGGCCCUGGGAGAAGGAUGAGGAUGUAGGAGCUUCUCUGGGAGGGAUUUCCAUGCUGCCUGCAGAAAACCAGCCUGUCAGGCAGUAGCACUGCCAGUUGUGAGAGAGCUGGUUUCUAUGCCACAGGAGUCAUGCCUUCAUCUUCUGCAAGUGAGGAACAGCAGUAGGCAGGGACUGGUGUAUCAAAACCAGAGGGGUGGUCCUCAAGAUCUAAACCUGUGAGGAUCCAUGGGGUUCCUUCCUUGUAGCGAUGCUGAUGGUAACAACCCUAAGCCAGGUCCUGAUCCCACUGCCUCAGCCUCCUUCACUUUCAGCCUGCUUCCCCACAGUCAAAGCAUCAUUUUGCCUUGAGCCCUGAAGUAUUCAUAGGACUGACUGCCAGUUCAACCCAGAAGAAGGGGUGUGUGUGCACACGUUUAUGUCUGUUAAUGUGUGUAUGUGCAGGAAGAUGAAGGGAAGUCACACCACUGCUGCCAGCCAUCCCUCCAUGUUGGGACAAUGCAGCAAAUUGAGACAGGUAAAUGCUGUGAGUGAUGCUUAGGCAAGUAGAGACCUCUCCAGCUACCACAUGGAGCAGGCCCAGUGGUCUUCCAGCAUGGCAACCAUCCAAGCAGGAACAACUAAUGGCUGGGGCACAGAAUUGGACAGGAAAAGGGGAAUGACAGGCGUGGGGGGAUGGAGUGCUGUUCCUCUCCCUACCUCUUCCCUCCCUGUGCUUCUCUGCUGUAUGGUCUUGUAAUCAGUUCUGCUCAGUCUAUAGUUUUGGGGGGAGCGUUAACCUUUAAUGGUUUCUUCUCCCUUCCCCCAUCACCCCGACGAGGCAGAAAAGAAAGGUCAGGGAUACGGCUAUCACCAGGCCCUUCUUCUGCCUGCAGUGGGAGUAAGACUGGGUAGGAGGGACAAGCCAUUUCUCUCCCAAUUGUAGCCCCCCACUCCAAACCAGUGGGUGAAGUUUGCACAAGAUGGACUGUUCUGUGGGAGGAAGAGGGCAAGGAAGGGAAACAAAGUGUCUCACCUUCCUUCCUCCUCCCUUCUUCCUCGUCCUGCUCCCUCCCCAGGGACGAGGGCUAGCAAAGUGGCUCCAGCCCUGUCGGAGGAAAGCAGAUUUAACGUUCUAUUUGCAUGAUAAUUUUACUGUAUUUUUCUGAGCAAACACCUGUUGUGUAUGUGCCAGUUUGUUGGAAUUUAACCUCCUCCCCCAAAGUCUCUCCUGUCCUUGUCCCUGUUUUCCCUGCUCCUUUCAUUCAUCCCUGAUGUGAUUUUAUGAGAGACUCCUACCAGUUUGGGAGGGAACACACCCCAAAGAGAACCCAACCCAACCAGCUGCACAAACAUUCCUCUUUCUUUCCAGUGUCUCCCUCCCCUUACCCCAAAUGUGGUCUCUCAGCUGCUUUUCAGGGUUGUGCGUGUGAAAAGGGAUGCGUUAUAUACCAAAUGCUGGCUCUUUCUAGUGGUCAUAAUUUCUCCUAAUUAUUUAGAAACAGGAGUGAGGCCAAUCAAGACAGAUCUCAUGAGAGAAAUGGUCACUAGUGUCCCCAUGCCGUGGUUGCUCUUUCCCCAGAUCUACAAGCAAGGUUUUUCUUGGGGGAGCAAGGAGUGCUUCAGCUGCAGGGAAACCUCUGAUACAGUGAAAGCUUGAUACGGAGCUGGUUGCAAUCACUUGAAGACCUCCCACCACCUUCCUCUCAUUGAUCACACAUAGGUCUGGAUUAGGUCUGUCCUACCCCUCCUCUCCUGUGGGUGGCCCUGGCAGAGGGCAGGGCAUGACGAGACUUUUAAGACCUCUGUGAUAGUAAAAAGCAUAGAGAGACUGCCUGAAGUUCCUAAGCCCCCUAUGGCUUUGGCAAGGGUCCCUCACCUCUGCCUUCUCCCAGGGCAAAUUGGAUUCAUUGGGCAGAACCAGGACCAGCCGCUUUCACACUUUAUUUAUCUGGGUUGGUUACUCAUGGCAGGAAAGCAGGGGUUUAGUUCACCUCACUGGAAAGCAUGGAGGGUGAGGAAAGAGGUUGGCUGCUCUUCCCCCCAGGAGCAGACUUGGGAGGAAGCCUGGGCUGGGUUCCUGUACCCAGAAGAGUGAAGGUGAGACCCUAGGCAUGCUGUACCAUCGGGCAGAGCUGUUCCCCAUCCCUGCCGGUGUUGCCCCAGCUUAUGCUGCCAUUUUCCUCUCCUCCUUCCCCACUCUUCCAUGCUGAAUAAAUCCCUCCCGAGGCAGGUGUGAAAUA